Molecule: messenger RNA, 642 nt
Organism: Triticum turgidum subsp. durum (durum wheat)
Lineage: Eukaryota; Viridiplantae; Streptophyta; Magnoliopsida; Poales; Poaceae
Source: the annotation of a GenBank genome assembly
AUGACAUACAGUAAACUGAACGUUCUCCAUUGGCAUAUCGUGGAUGAGCAGUCAUUUCCGAUUGAAAUACCUUCAUACCCAAAUCUGUGGAACGGUUCAUACUCUUAUUCCGAGAGAUACACAAUGUCUGAUGCCAUCGACAUUGUACGGUAUGCUGAAAAACGAGGUGUAAAUGUCUUGGCUGAGAUUGAUGUUCCUGGCCAUGCUCGUUCAUGGGGUGUUGGCUACCCAUCAUUGUGGCCAUCAGAUAGCUGCAGAGAACCGCUUGAUGUCAGUAACAACUUUACCUUCAAAGUUAUUGAUGGUAUUCUUUCAGAUUUUAGCAAGGUUUUCAAAUUCAAAUUUGUCCACUUAGGAGGUGAUGAAGUCAAUACAAGCUGCUGGACUGCAACACCACACAUUAAGGAAUGGUUGAAUAAUAACCACAUGAAUGUGUCGGAUGCAUACAGAUAUUUUGUGUUGAGAGCCCAAAAGAUAGCAAUAUCACAUGGAUACGAAGUCAUUAACUGGGAAGAAACAUUUAACAACUUCGGAGAUAAGUUGGACCGUAAAACCGUGGUGCAUAACUGGUACUUCCUCAAUCAUGAAAAUGGCUCUGUUGGAAACUGUAGAAUAAUACAUGCAUGCACAAAGAAUCAGUAA